Messenger RNA from Entamoeba invadens IP1, 1863 nucleotides. RefSeq lists its product as hypothetical. Gene Ontology annotation, molecular function: guanyl-nucleotide exchange factor activity. The coding region runs from base 1 to 1863 and encodes 620 amino acids. Gene Ontology annotation, biological process: small GTPase-mediated signal transduction. The transcript has a single exon. NCBI's taxonomy places the organism in Eukaryota, Evosea, Mastigamoebida, Endamoebidae. The record is from RefSeq and is a predicted model, not a curated record.
AUGUGUUUAACAACAAAGAUCUACGCGAAGAACAACACGCGUAAAUAUUCAACGUCUAGCAUUGUCACACAUGAAGGAGUUCUGAUACCUGAGACUAUUAUAGGAGAAUUCAUUUCACUUCAAGCAUUCAAUCCAAACACUAAAUUCACCAACAGGAAGUCUGUUAUUCCUUUCAUUAACGCUUUGCAAAUGUCAGAAGAUGUUACUCAGAAAAUCGAGUUUAAUUCUGUGUCAGACUAUUUUCAACAAUCUGAGCUCAUUAAAACUACAUUUGAGCCAAAUUUAGUCUUCCUCAAAGCAUUCGGAAGAACACAAAGUCGACUUGUGUGUAGAUGUAGUAGGGAACUCGAGAAGUCAUUGAUGGGAAGUGGAGUUGUACCAUCUUAUGAAUACACCACCCCACUUUGUGCAGAGUUGUUAAAAGAUGUUCCCGAAUUCAGUUAUUCGUCAUUAUUAGAAGCACUCCAAAAUGUUCGACAACUGAAAGAGAAUUAUGGAUUUCUUAAAACUAAUAAUUUUGUAUGUGAGGUGCACAGACAUUUAGAAGCGAGUCAGAAGGUGGCACUCAGUAUAAUGUUACUUAAAAUGACAUCAUCUUCCGUAUUUAGAACGUUUCAGUUGGUCGAUAUUAAUAAGGAGAAAUACACUGAUAAAGAUAUUAAGAAUCUACAACACCACAUCUUGGAGUUGCCAAACCCAACAAAACAGUUGAUGAGACGAUUCACUGAAAUAACAAAACACGUGAAGGAGAUGGCUUACGUGUUCUCUGGCUUUGUAGUCUCUGACGAUAAUAAAGAGGGAUUUGUUAAUAAACUAGGCUAUGGGAUACUCAAGACAGCACUGAGAUAUGAGUCUUUUGUACUCAAAGGAAUAGACGAAACGGGAAUCUACGACUUCAAAGAGAGUAGAAUGAAAGUUGCGUUGUGUUUAAGCGUGGAGACAUUGUCGACUCUGUUGUUUAGUAAAGACUCCGUCUCACUUGGGUAUGUCAGAUUCUAUAUGACAACACUCCCGUAUUUCACAACACAGAAAACAGUGUUGCAAUUCAUUAAAGACAACGUUCAGUUGUUAACUACGGACUGCGCCAAUGUCUAUUUCUCUGUUUGUAAAUCAUUUUUAGAGUAUUGGGGUGACAUGUUCACUGAAAGUCAAGUUGAAUUCAUGGGGAAGGUCUCUCUCAACUACUUCACUGAAAAGGCCAAAGGUGUCACGGACGUAAAAGGUGGGAAAAUACCACAAAACACAUGUGAGGAGAUCACAGGAAUGAUGUUCAAAGAACUUCGAAGGAUGAAAGUGCAAGACCUUGUUCUUCGUGAAAAGAACAUUCUCACCAGCCAGGAAGUCACUCACAAGCAAAAUUGUUUUGAAGACGUUUCGAUGAAAUUCAACAAGUGGUGUUUGAACGAGUUGAUUACCACAAAAGACUACAAGAAGAUGUUAAUUCUUGGCGCCAAGUUCUUAGAACUAAAGAAUUACGACGCGACAUUCAGUGUGUACUGUGGACUAAAAAGUUCACAAUGGAAAGGCGACAAAGCAGAGAACUACACAAAGGAGCUUCAAAAAGACAAGAACUUUCGUAAUAUGGAAAUGGUGUUCAAUGGACCAAUUGUUUCACAGCAAUAUGACACACUCAUAUUAAAAGAAAAGGCGCCAUUCAUUCCAGUCUUCGUGUUGGAAAAUAGAAAAUUGCUUCUUGCAGAAGAAAUUCCAACGUAUGUCGAUGCCACUCAAACGUCCAUUCGAAUAGAAGACAAACUGAGAAAAUGCUAUUCGGCGGUUAAUACUUUUAUUAGAGGAAGGAGUGAAUGUUAUGAAUUUGACAUUGCUGACGUGGAAAAUGUUAUACAGAAGAUAACGGAAUAA